AUGUCUUCACCUCUAUUGGCUGAGCUUGCCCGGAGUAAUAAGAAAGUAAAAAAUGUGACCCAUGCGGGGUUUGGUGAUGGCCAAGGGUUGGGGCGCCCUCAGUUUGAUCAGAGUCAUGAUUUUCGACCGCCUUCUCCACCGCCGUCCUUCAAGGAUAAAUUGGUGGGAGAGAUACCGGGAGCUUAUACACAAGCUUUCAACUUUGCGGAACUCAUGGAGGAUGAUGUGGAAUCUGAUGAAGAAGAAGUUGAAGAGCUUCGUGUAGGGCUGGCUGCGAUGAAGUUUACUAAGGAGUUCAAACAACAAAUCAGGUCUCCUUGGUAUAAAGCUCUAAUAGUGAAGGUUUAUGGUAGAACGGUGGGCUUUAACAUCCUACAUGCAAAAAUUCAUAGUCUCUGGAAACCAGUGGGACGAUUGGAUUGCGUCGGACUUGGCAAUGAUUUUUUCCUCAUCAGAUUCGCACAGAAGGAAAAUUUUGAAGCCGUGUUAAAAAAGGGUCUGUGGUUCAUAGGUGAGCAUUUCUUGUCCAUUAGACCGUGGGAGCCAUAUUUUAAACCGUCGUCGGCUAACGUAUCCUCAGUGGCGGUAUGGAUUAGACUCAAUGAACUGCCCAUUGAGUUUUAUAACGCCGAGGCGUUACACCAGAUAGGGAAAGCUAUUGGUAAUGUUCUAAGAGUGGACACUCAUACUGCUUCUGAAUCCAGAGGAAGAUUUGCUCGACUGUGUGUGCAAGUUGAUGUUGAUAAGCCCCUUAUUGACACGGUAUUGAUUGGGAGGUUUAAGCAACCAGUAACUUAUGAAGGCAUUAAUAGACUGUGUUUUUCGUGUGGGAGGAUGGGUCACCGGCGGGAGAGUUGUCCGUACACUAUUAAGGAUGAGAAAGCUCCAAUGGAGAAGGAAGAGGGUGACAGCGUGGAUCGAGCUAGUCACCCAUGCAAUUCCCAUGUUGCUGACAUUUCUGUAUGGGAAAAAGGGACCACAUCUGAGGCACUAGAGGACAACUAUGGUUCGUGGCUGCUGGUUUCAUGUAAAAGGAAUGGGACAAAAUGA
This is a messenger RNA of Quercus robur (English oak), 1050 nucleotides long. RefSeq lists its product as uncharacterized. The record is from RefSeq and is a predicted model, not a curated record. The coding region runs from base 1 to 1050 and encodes 349 amino acids. NCBI's taxonomy places the organism in Eukaryota, Viridiplantae, Streptophyta, Magnoliopsida, Fagales, Fagaceae. The transcript has a single exon. Gene Ontology annotation, molecular function: nucleic acid binding; zinc ion binding.